This is a messenger RNA of Rhododendron vialii, 1702 nucleotides long. RefSeq names its product branched-chain amino acid aminotransferase 2, chloroplastic-like. Gene Ontology annotation, cellular component: chloroplast. Gene Ontology annotation, biological process: branched-chain amino acid metabolic process. The coding region runs from base 251 to 1489 and encodes 412 amino acids. The transcript is spliced from 11 exons. The record is from RefSeq and is a predicted model, not a curated record. Gene Ontology annotation, molecular function: branched-chain-amino-acid:2-oxoglutarate transaminase activity. Lineage: Eukaryota; Viridiplantae; Streptophyta; Magnoliopsida; Ericales; Ericaceae.
AAUUGUUUGAUUUCGGAGGAAAAUUUGCGAUGCAGUUCCGAAGGCAGCUCCUUUUAGCUUCGUAUAGUAAGAAGCUUAGCAGUACCGUCCAAGAGGCCCCUCUCACAAGGUACACAUAUACAUUCCCAUAUUCUCGCCCUCUAAACCCUACACUUUGCCGCCUCCUCCUCCUUCAGGAGCAGCAUUGUGUGGUGGCGGCGGAGGAAGAAACAAUUUUAGAGAGAGGGAGAGAGAGAUCUGGUUUAGGAGAAUGGAAAGCGGAGCAGUGUUCACGGGACUUCAACGAAACCCCAAUUACCUCAUCUCUCCAUUACGCAGUGCUUGCAGGCUUCUUCCACCUCAAAAUGGUUCUGAUAAGAAGCAGUUUUGCCCUCAAUAUCUCAAGUUCCAAAGGCAGCCCCUUUUGGCAUCUUAUAGUAAGAAGCUUAGCAGUACCGUCCAAGAGACCCCUCUCACAAGUGAUGUUGCAUAUGAAUUAGCGGACAUAGACUGGGACAGCCUUGGAUUUGCGUUGAUGCCUACCGACUUUAUGUAUAUCAUGAAAUGCUCACGUGGACAAACUUUUAGUAAAGGUGAAUUACAGCGUUAUGGAAACAUUGAGUUGAGCCCAUCUGCUGGGGUCUUAAAUUAUGGGCAGGGAUUAUUUGAAGGUCUAAAAGCUUACCGUAAACAAGAUGGUAAUAUUUUGUUGUUUCGUCCUGAAGAAAAUGCUGUGCGGAUGAGGAUGGGUGCAGAGCGAAUGUGCAUGCCUUCACCAACAAUUGAACAGUUUGUGGAUGCUAUAACUGCCACUGUUUUAGCCAAUAAAAGAUGGGUUCCUCCUCCUGGCAAAGGUUCCUUAUACAUAAGGCCAUUGCUAAUGGGUAGCGGAGCUGUUCUUGGUCUUGCACCAGCUCCUGAGUACACCUUUCUGAUAUAUGUUUCGCCUGUUGGAAACUAUUUCAAGGAAGGUAUUGCACCAAUACAUUUGAUGAUUGACACUGAAGUGCAUCGAGCAACCCCUGGUGGUACUGGAGGUGUGAAGACUAUAGGAAACUAUGCUUCGGUACUAAAGGCACAAACUGCUGCAAAAGCCAAAGGCUUUACGGAUGUUCUGUACCUUGAUUGUGUUCACAAGAAAUAUCUGGAGGAGGUUUCCUCCUGUAAUGUGUUUGUUGUAAAGGGCAAUGUCAUUUCUACCCCUUCUAUAAAAGGGACAAUCCUACCUGGCAUUACACGAAAGAGUAUAAUUGAUGUUGCUCGAAGCCAAGGAUUCCAGGUUGAGGAACGGCUUGUAGCGGUGGAUGAAUUACUUGAUGCUGAUGAAGUAUUUUGCACUGGAACAGCUGUUGUUAUAUCUCCUGUGGGCAGCAUAACUUAUCAUGGUGAAAGGAUAUCUUACAGAAGCGGUGGAAUUGGUGUUGUGUCACAACAAUUAUAUUCCGCGCUCACCAGACUACAGAUGGGGCUUACAGAGGACAAGAUGGAUUGGCUUCUUGAGCUGAAUUAGUAGGCUGAAUUAGUAGGCUUUCAAAUGUUUUGUAUGCUAUGGUUUUGUGCUUUUUUUUAACUUGGGAAGUGUGUACUUCGCUUUCUUUGGUUGGUAAAGAUUAUUUAGUUUUAUGUUUUUUAUUCUAGUGUAGGCAGGCAGUCAUCUUGUUUAUGUUUCUCAAUGUUACUUUCUUCAACACAUGAUUGUGCAAGAGAUUUCAAGUUCUAUUCA